This is a messenger RNA of Trichechus manatus latirostris (Florida manatee), 4884 nucleotides long. RefSeq names its product RIO kinase 1 (gene RIOK1). Gene Ontology annotation, cellular component: preribosome, small subunit precursor; cytosol. The transcript has 17 exons. The record is from RefSeq and is a predicted model, not a curated record. Gene Ontology annotation, molecular function: ATP binding; protein serine/threonine kinase activity. NCBI's taxonomy places the organism in Eukaryota, Metazoa, Chordata, Mammalia, Sirenia, Trichechidae. Gene Ontology annotation, biological process: maturation of SSU-rRNA. The coding region runs from base 221 to 1912 and encodes 563 amino acids.
GCUUCCGGUAGGAGCGGGUUAGGGUACCCGGGCGGUGGGUCCCCGGUUCUCACAGCACGUGGUGUGCGCGGUUGGUGUAGAGACUUCUGGAAGGUGUGAGAGGCGAGGAGCCUCGGAGAGGUCGUUGGAUCGGCAGCCGGAGAAGCCGUCCCUGUGCUGUUCCUCUUCCAGCGUAGGCCGAGCGGCCUCCGGUAUUGCUGGGGGCUCGCGCAUUUCAGUCAUGGACUACCGGCGGCUGUUGAUGAGCCGAGUCGUCCCGGGGCAGUUCGACGACGCGGAUUCCUCUGACAGUGAAAACAUAGACUUUAAGACAAUCAAAGAGGAAGAUGGUGUUCCACUUGAAGACCUUCUAAAUAAGGGUGAAGAUGAGAUAGAAGAGGAGGAGGAGGAGGAUUAUGAUGACGAUGAUGAUUGGGACUGGGACGAUGGAGUUGGGAAACUCACAAAGGGUUAUGCAUCCAAUAGAGGGAAUAACCCACAGGCAAAUCGACAGACUUCUAACUACAGUUCUGCCAAAAUGUCUACUCCAGCAGACAAGGUCUUACGGAAAUUUGAGAAUAAAAUUAAUCUAGAUAAGCUAAAUGUUACUGAUUCUGUCAUAAAUAAAGUCACUGAAAAGUCUAGACAAAAGGAAGCAGAUAUGUAUCGCAUCAAAGAUAAGGCAGACAGAGCAACUGUAGAACAGGUGCUGGAUCCCAGAACGCGGAUGAUUUUAUUCAAGAUGUUGACUAGAGGCAUCAUAUCAGAGAUCAAUGGCUGUAUCAGCACAGGAAAAGAAGCUAAUGUAUACCAUGCUAGCACAACUAAUGGAGAGAACAGAGCAAUCAAAAUUUAUAAAACUUCUAUUUUGGUGUUCAAAGAUCGGGAUAAGUAUGUAAGUGGGGAAUUCAGAUUUCGUCAUGGCUAUUGUAAAGGAAAUCCCAGAAAAAUGGUGAAAACUUGGGCAGAAAAAGAAAUGAGAAACUUAAUCAGGCUAAACACAGCAGAGGUACCAUGUCCAGAACCUAUAAUGCUAAGAAGUCAUGUUCUUAUCAUGGGUUUCAUUGGAAAAGAUGACAUGCCUGCACCACUCUUGAAAAAUGUCCAGUUAUCAGAAUCCAAGGCUCGGGAGUUGUACCUGCAGGUUAUUCAAUACAUGAGAAGAAUGUAUCAGGAUGCCCGACUUGUCCAUGCGGAUCUCAGUGAGUUUAACAUGCUGUACCACAAUGGAGGGGUGUACAUCAUUGAUGUUUCUCAGUCCGUGGAGCACGACCACCCACAUGCCUUGGAAUUCUUGAGAAAAGACUGUGCCAAUGUCAAUGAUUUUUUUUUGAAGCACAAUGUUGCUGUGAUGACCGUGCGGGAGCUCUUUGAAUUUGUCACAGAUCCAUCAAUUACACGUGAGAACAUGGACGCUUACCUCUCAAAGGCCAUGGAGAUAGCAUCUCAAAGGACCAACGAAGAAAGGUCCAGCCAAGACCACGUUGAUGAAGAAGUGUUUAAGCGAGCGUAUAUUCCUAGAACCUUGAAUGAGGUGAAAAAUUACGAGAGGGAUCUGGAUAUAAUGAUGAAGUUGAAGGAAGAGGACAUGGCCAUGAAUGCCCAACAAGACAAUAUUCUAUACCAAACUGUAACAGGAUUGAAGAAAGAUUUGUCAGGAGUUCAGAAGGUCCCUGCACUCCUAGAAAAUCAGAUUACGGAAACGACUUGUUCUGAUUCAGAAGAUGCUGGAAGCUCUGAGUGCUCUGAUGCAGACUCUGAAGAGCAGGGAGACCAUGCCUGCUCCAAGAAGCACACCACUGACCCUGAACUUGAUAAAAAGGAAAGGAAAAAGAUGGUCAAGGAAGCCCAGAGAGAGAAAAGAAAAAACAAAAUCCCUAAACAUGUUAAGAAAAGAAAGGAGAAGACAGCCAAGAUGAAGAAAGGCAGAUAAAGUCAGAACUAUGUUGUGUGCAGCCAUUUCCCAUCGGUUACUCUUGUUACCCGAACCUCUGAGCUGCAUCUGGAAGAUUGGUCAUUGAUUUUAACCCAAUCGUCUAUGAAGACUGAUUCCACUGUUUUCAUGUAAUUAUGUAAAAAGCUUUAAGCUCUACUACCUAGGUCCAGUCAGCGGCUCUGUCUGGUAUUAAUGGAGCAUUUAUUUAAGCUACUAUUUUAAUGAAGAACUUUAUACAUUUUUAUUUUUAUAUACUUUUUUCUGCUACAAAUAUUUCUUACGAAGCAUCAUCAACAUUUAAAUGUAGUGGUCUUCCAUAAGCUUUACGUAAGUGUGAAGGUGCUUUGGACAAACUUAGGAAAAUUGGUUUUGUUUUGUUUGUACAUGCCAAAGACCCGUCUGAAAUCAUUUGAUUUUUAAGACCAUGGUUUAUAUGAAAAGGAGCUUCACUUACAGAAGAAUUCCAUUGGCUGUAGAUGGGCUCAUUCAUGCAACUCUGCCCUUGUGUGCAUUGAGGAUCAUUUGUAAUACACUUACCUUUCAUCUUUAAUAUACUUUUUUGAGCUAAGACUUCCCAGCUCAUAAGCUGUUUCACAUUCCUGUAUGGUUUUUUAGAACCAUUUGGCAUGUUCAUUCAUUCAUCACAUAUUUGAGUGUUUUAAGUGCCGAGGGGAUACAAGAGUGAAAAGAAGUACACAAAAGUCACUACCUUUGGGUAGUUUACAUUUUAGCAAAGAGACAUCUUCAGACAUUAAACAAAGUAAGUAAAUGAACAGUGUGUCAGCAGGUUAUAGAUUCUGUGGAGAGAAAUAAUGCAGAGAAGAGAGAAUGCCUGGGGAGGUGAGGGUUUGCAGUUUUUAAAUAGAGUUCUCAGAAAAGCCACACUGAGGUGAUACUUGAGCAAAUGCUUGAAGAAGGUGAGCCAUGUGCAUUUCAGGAGGGAAGAGCAUUCCAGGCCACGUAAACAGCGAGUACAAAGGCCCUGAGGCAGAAAUGUGCCUGACAUGUUCCAGAAAUGAGGCUGAAGCAUCAUAGUCAAGGGUAAAAGUAGUAGAGAGAUCGGAUAGUGCAGGGCCUUCUCGGUCUUUGAGUGAGAUGGGCAGGUGUUGGAGGGUUUUGAGCAGAGGAAUAAUAUGAUCUGACUUGUGUUUUAAACGGAUCACUCUGGCCUCUGGAGAACUGACUAGGAAGCAAGACCGGAAGACCAGUUGGGUGUUUAUUGUAAUCCAAGUGAGUGAUGAUGAUGGCUUGGUCUAGGAUGGUAGCAGUGGAAUUGGAAAGAAGGGGCUGAAUUUAGAUGUAACCCAAAGGUAGAGAAUGUGGAUACGCUAAGGGAAUAUAUGAGGAGUGUGAGAAAGAGUAAAGGUGACUUCAAGGCUUGUGACCUAAGCCUUUGAAAGGAUGGAGUUGCCACUUACUGUGAUGGGAGAGAAUGUGGGUGGGAGAGGUUUGGGGGUAGGAGGGUGAAAAAAAACAUAGCAACUUAGCACAAAUGUUGAAAGAAUCAUUCAUUUUUUAUUUUUAUUUUUACCAUAUACUUUAUACUAGAAAUAGUUGUUUUAGCCAUUGCAUUCAGAAAUGAUUUCUAUAAAUAAGUCCUUACUUUCUACCUAAACUGAAGUUUGGAUCUGCUUGAGAGUUGGUGGGGGCAUUGGGAGGAAUUAACUCAGCUUUUAAAAUUAUAAGUCAAAUUUUAUUGUUUAUAUCCUCCCUCACCGACUUUAAAAAAGUUAAAGUACAAAAUACAGUUUCAAUAAAAACGAAAGUAGCCCCCUUCAGAAUAUUUUACAACUAACACAACAAGACAAAAAGCAAAAACAGGCUUAGCAAUUAUGUACACAUUAGGGGUUUUGUAUUUGUUUUGGUCUUACUCACUGACAUCAGUAGGUCAGGCUCCUCAGAGCUAUCUCUUGGUGAAUCUAAUGCAAUUUCUAAGUUUGGAAUCAAUUCCAUUUGGGCAGAAUUAGCGGUAGCACAAUUAGGGACAGUUAAUUCUCUUCCAUUGCUGCCAGGCAGAGUGGCUUGUAAAGCGUCGAGGUUUGGGGGCUGUAGGAUGAUUUUAAUCUGAGAAUGUUCUGAGACCACUUGCUGAUGUGAUUGCUUCCCUAUUUGGAUCACUAUUUGGGAGAAGUAGCCUAUUAGGCAAGUGUACAGGGCUGUUUGCUGACCCUGGUUGCAAAUUGAAUUUUGAUUGUUUGACAGAUUUUAUGUUAAUGGAUUAUUGGCUCCAUGGUUAUAUUCCAUUAGGAGAGAGGAGGUUUUUGGUCUCUUGGCCCAAAGCCAGGGACAUAAUUUUGUCAAUUGUCAAUGUAUCUGAUUUUCUAUCAUAUUUUGUUAAUUUUUGAAUCCUUCCAAAUAACAUAGACGUUUCUUAAAGUUGACUGAGAAAUCUGGAUACUUUAGUUUGAAGCACAAAAUCACAGCUACAUCCUAUGCCGCUGUAGUUCUCAUUCUUCCUUUGAUGGAGCAGUUUAGGAACAUCAUCAGCCCGAGGAGAAGCCCAGAAGUUCCAAUAUUUGAGGGUAGUCUUUUGAGUGAAGAGGUAGGAACUGUGGCAGCUAUUUGCCUAGGUCUGAUCAAAUAUCAUCCCUGGUUCAUGGCUGACAUCAAGUUUUCUUCAUUUCUAUCUGUGACUACCUUUAUGGAGAUUAAUUCAAGAUGUUGAAAACUUUAUAGUUUGAUACUGAGUUGUUUGAGAAGAUACCUGCUUUUCAUGAGUGUCUAUUUAAUUCAGUGCAAAUAGAUUGCUGAUUCUUGGCUGUGGGGCUCUCCUGCUUUGGGGCUGUGAUGUCAUCAAUCCUUUGGCUCAGAAAAUGAAAGAAGAGAUUAGAUAAAUGAUUCUUUUAGAAGCUGGUGAAGGAACAUCUCGAAUAUCAUGGGCUCUGAAUUGAUACUUCUAAAAAAUUUAUUUUCAAAAGUUUGACAACUUUUCAAAUUUUCAGUUUGUCAGUAAACAAACAAAAAAAAAA